This is a messenger RNA of Sipha flava (yellow sugarcane aphid), 606 nucleotides long. RefSeq lists its product as uncharacterized. Gene Ontology annotation, molecular function: DNA binding. The transcript has a single exon. The record is from RefSeq and is a predicted model, not a curated record. NCBI's taxonomy places the organism in Eukaryota, Metazoa, Arthropoda, Insecta, Hemiptera, Aphididae. The coding region runs from base 1 to 606 and encodes 201 amino acids. Gene Ontology annotation, cellular component: nucleus.
AUGUAUUUUGGAUUGACCCCCAAUGAUGUCCGAAAGUUAGCAUUUCAAUAUGCAGUAAAAUUAAAUUUGAAAAUUCUACCUUAUCAGACUGAGAAUAAUUGUGCUAGUAUCGAUUGGUUUAGUAAUUUUUUCAAGCGUAAUCCUACUUUGUCCAUUCGUAAACUAAAGGCAACGAGUUUGUCUAGAGCCAUGAACUUUAAUCCGGUCAACGUCAAAUUGUUUAUGGACAAAUAUGAAUCAGUUCUAACUAAAUACAAAUUUGAAGCUCGCCAAGUUUACAGUAUAGAUGAGACUGGUAUUACCACUGUUCAAAAUUUAGGAAAAAUAGUGGCACAACGAGGUAAGCAACAAGUUGGUGCAAUAACGUCAGCUGAACGUGGGACGUUAGUUACUAUGUGCUUGGCAGUAAAUGCGGUUGGUAAUUUUAUACCGCUUAUGUUUAUUUUCCCAAGGGUAAACUAUAAGGACCAUUUUAUAAGAGGUAGAUCUCCAAGUUGUGUAGGAACCUCAAAUAAAUCUGGCUGGAUGCAAGGUUCAGAGUUUUUAAAUUUUAUUGAACAUUUCACAAAUCAUGUACGCCCUACAAUUAAAAAAAAAAAGUCCUGA